Camellia sinensis is the source of this 2064-nucleotide messenger RNA. The record is from RefSeq and is a predicted model, not a curated record. Lineage: Eukaryota; Viridiplantae; Streptophyta; Magnoliopsida; Ericales; Theaceae.
AAAAACUCCCAUUCAGAGUGAUAACUCACCACAAAAUUCGUGCUUAAACCCUGUGUUGUUUUGUCUGUAAUUUUUCCAAAAGAUAUUUUAUAAUUUCCCCCCAAAUCACCCCGUCCAAACCGGAUAAACCCUGACAAGACAACACAGUCACCACCCUUCCAUUGCAGUUAGGCCUUCCACCACCGAUCGUCACCGCCCAUCACCACCGUCCUCACGCACAGAGCACCGUCGUUGCUCCCAUCCCCACCGCCACUGCUCCUCCGCACAACCACCGCCUCCUCCAUCAAUAAAGGGACUCAAGUGGAGGCCACUGGUGCAAUAGAAACUCAUUUCUUAUGCUAUAUAUAUAUAUAUAUAUAUAUCAAUUUCAGAAACAUAUUCUCCAGACAAGCUGGCAUGAAUUGAUGGCAUGCUAUCAAAUUUCACAUUAUCUCAUUCACUCUUUUUCAAGGACUCUAUAUUGCCAUAAAAGGAACUUGUUAAUGAUUCAGCGGGCUCGAAACUUUUGCAAUCUUAAGAAACAACCAUAUGGAACUCGUCCUUCGUCCGUACUUUUUAAGAAGGAUUACUGUAAGCUCUCCAGUUGUUUGGAUUCAGAUUUAUCUGGAGUUCCUUCUGCAACUUCGUCUGGAAAUAUGGGAAUAUCUACCUAUGAAGAACCACUAUGUCAAAAUGAAGUUUCUGAUUCUUUCAAGGGUGUAGAGAAAUCAGCCAAUCUUGAUUCUUCAAAUGGUAGAGUAAUGCUCAUUGAUGGCACAUCAGUUAUUUACAGAGCUUACUACAAGCUUCUUGAUAAUUGAUGUUCUGGAAUUUAUCCCUUCACAUGUGGCGGUGGUUUUUGACCAUGACGGAAUUCCAUUUGGUCAUUCAUCUGUUUCCUCCAAACAAAGUUUUGUGGCAAAAGGCCUAAAUUUUCGCCACACUCUCUACCCCUCGUACAAGAGCAAUCGCCCCCCUACACCUGAUACCAUAGUUCAAGGACUUCAAUACUUGAAGGCAUCUAUUAAAGCUAUGUCCAUUAAAGUAAUUGAGCAGGUGCCGGGUGUUGAAGCCGAUGAUGUUAUUGGCACAUUAGCCAUAAGGAGUGUGGAUGCUGGGUUCAAGGUUCGUGUGGUCUCCCCAGACAAAGAUUUUUUCCAGAUUCUAUCUCCUUCAUUGCGUCUUUUGCGAAUUGCACCUCGUGGAUUUGAGAUGGUCUCAUUUGGAGUGGAGGAUUUUGCGGAGAAGUUUGGAGCACUGAAACCUUCUCAGUUUGUUGAUGUAAUGUCACUUGUUGGUGACAGAUCCGAUAAUAUACCAGGAGUUCAAGGAAUCGGAAAUGUGCAUGCUGUGCAGUUGAUCAUGAAAUAUGGUUCAUUGGAGAAUUUGUUGCAACAAAUUGAUCGAGUUGAGGAGGAACGUAUUAGACAGGCCUUGAUAUCAAAUGCUGAUCAGGCUAUCCUUAGCAAGAACUUGGCACUGCUACGUUCAGAUCUUCCAUUUUACAUGGUUCCAUUUUCAACCAAUGAUCUGAGAUUUAAGAAACCAGAGGACAAUGGGGAUAAAUUCACAAGCCUCUUGACGGCAAUCAGUGCUUAUGCAGAAGGAUUUUCAGCUGAUUCAAUCAUCAGAAGAGUUUUUUAUUUGUGGAAGAAGCUUGAGAAAGAUGAGAUGAGAUGAGAUGAUUCAUAUGACAAUCAAGUGCACUAACUGUUUAUAGUUUACUUUUGACUCACCCCUCUUCUUUAUAUAUGUAGGAAAUGAUGGUUAGACCUUACUUAAUUCAAUGAGUGUAGGUGCAAAGCUGGCAAUUCCAUCCUAGUAGUUUUCUAUUGGUCCAUUUUUUUCAAGGGCUCAGGUUUGUUUUAAUGUUCUCAAAAGACAGUUUUUGGCAUUGUUUGUGUUAUCAUUUUAUAAUGAAACUAUAGUAAUGGGGGCAUGAUCCAUUUACAACUUGUGCAAGUCUUCUUAAUUUUACACCCCCUAGGUAGAUUCAUUUUUCACAAAUUUGUCUGGUUGAUUACAUUUUCCUUGUAUACUAAAAAAUGCUAUAUGCUAAUGGAAUUGUCACGAGCUUUUUUUUUA